Molecule: messenger RNA, 2405 nt
Organism: Brachypodium distachyon (stiff brome)
Lineage: Eukaryota; Viridiplantae; Streptophyta; Magnoliopsida; Poales; Poaceae
Product: methyltransferase-like protein 13
Exons: 1
Coding region: 267-1682 (471 amino acids)
Source: RefSeq, a predicted model, not a curated record
AGAAUCAUUGCAAAACAAAACAAGAUGCAAAAUACAGAAUUAAUUCUGGCAAGAUUGUUUUACCUUUGUCUGAAAAGAACGGAGGGUGGUGCCUUGUACGUAUAACCCUCACCUCUCACUCUCACUGACAAGUUAGUCCCACGGUGCAUUGAGAGAGGAAGCCCCACCAUUCGUGAGAGCUCGGUUGGUCGCCGUUUCUCUUCACGCGCCGCCGGAGAAGCCCUAACGUCUCGACGCCGGCCGGCAACCGGAGCGGCUGCGGUGCGAUGGCGGUGUGCUCGGAGCUGGUGGGGCUGCAGCACGUCGCGCCCUCCCGCUUCGUCUCAUUCUCCUUCCCCAACCCUCUCCUCCACGACGCCUCCAACCCUUACGGCGACGGGGCGGAGCUCCUCCGGGUGGCCGUCCUCGACGCUCCUCUCCCGGCAUCCCCAUCCCCGCUCGCCCCGCGGACGGCGGCGAUGCUCGUCCCGGCCGGCCGGCACCGGGACUGGAUCUUCUCCACCCGCGCCGGGCAGCUCCACCUCCUCCUCUCCUCCCAGACCCAUUCCCCAUUCUCUCGUCUCGUACUCGUCGGCCCCGAGCUCUCGGCGCCUUCGCCCCCGGUCAUCUCUUGCGCCGCCGCUCGCCCGGACCCGGAUCCGUCUCACGCGCGGCUCCUCCCCCUCCUCCGGGCGCUGUGCCCCAGGGCUGCGUUUCGGGACAAUGCCAUCCCUGAAGUCCCACUGCUCUCCUUCCACGAUGACCUCCUUCGGCUUGUUCCUGUCUAUGCCGUCACCGGUCCUGCCGUCGGCGACAUGCUUGUCGAGGAUGUGGCCGUGGACUGCGCUCCUGGUCCGGCAGAGUUGCGCCGGAGGUUGCGGUUCAAGCGCAUGCCAUGCCUGGUACAGACUCAGGUGCGCCUUGCCCGGCCAUCGCCUGCUGUUGCUUCUUCUUCAUUGUUGGAAGCAUUGGAGGAGCAGGGGCCUGGUAGUUCGUUACAGCCACAGGUGGGGGGACUGUUAGUCCAGCCUUACCUCCAGGCCAUGGUUGCUGGUCUCGCAGUUAUCGCCCCAUCGGUGGAGGAGAUUGUUCGAUCAGGUGCAAGGCCAAGGUGUCUUUGUGCUGGCGUUGGUGGUGGAGCUCUUCCAAUGUCCAUCAGAACUGGACUUUGCUUUGAAGUACUUGGCGUCGAGGCUGAUCAUGUUGUCCUAGAUGUCGCAAGGAACUAUUUUGGUCUGGUGGAGGAUGAGUUCCUUCGUGUUCGUGUUGGCGAUGCUAUUCAAACCAUCCAGGAUUUUGCACGUCAAGGGGAGCCUGCUAUGAAUUUCAGUGCAAUUAUGGUGGAUCUUGACUCCUCUGAUGUUAUUUGUGGUGUCAGUGCGCCGCCGUUGGAGAUAACCCAUAGAAGCAUCAUUCUUGCUGCACGCAGAAUUCUGCAUCAUCAUGGAGUGUUGGUACUGAAUAUAAUCCCUGCUGCUAAUGAUGGAUCCUUCUACAGAGCGCUGAUUGAUGUUCUUCACCAAGUUUUCUCUGAGUUUUAUGAAAUAGAUGUUGGUAAUGGCGAGAAUUUCGUUCUUGUUGCCACUGUGUCACCCACUGAAAGCACCCUCACUGAUAGUUCAGGACAUUUUCUGACAGAAUUGAGGAAAUUAGCUGGAGAAUUUUUGGAACAUAUAAGAAAAAUUGACAUCCCAAGUUGUUAACCAUUGCUGUUUGAAGUACCCCAUAAGAGCGGCUGUUCCAAAAUUAUAUUUCUGGGUCUUAUAUACAGUGCUGAGGCGAUGUAUGUAUUAGAAUUGACAAUACAGUUCUAUUGUCAAAUCAAGAGAGCCCAUUCGAGCACAACCACUGUACUGUUCGGUUUGCUAUUGCAGAUAGCUGAGCUAUUUUAGUGCGGUACAAACUGACAUUUGCUGCUGUACUUCAGAUCACAUUUAAAUGGAUAAUUAUCUGAGCAGCAUAAAGUCUUCCCAAGCUGAGUACUAGGUUCACCGACAAAUUUUGGAAAAGGUGAGAUGAAAACUGCCUCAUACAUAACUUCUUCAAGUUCAUUUCACAUCCAAGAGCUGUGGAGUACCCUCCUUUUGCAACUUUGGUACCAAUCCAUUGCAAGUGAAACAUGUUCACAGCUUAGGCAGCAAGCCAGAGUACAGCAAGAUCAUCUCAAAGUGAUAUGAUAUCAUCUUUAUCCCUCAUCAAAUGAUGGGUGUAUAUGCUCAUGAAGAUUGUUCAGUACAUCGAAAAAUCUCCAUUCCAAAAGGAUUAACCCAUAGCAUAUUUCUUCAAGUAACACAAUGUAUAUCAUAUUAAAUUGACUUCUCCCUCCCCCCCCCCCCUUUUUUUUCUGCCUUUUAGGCUGGAAUUACUGUUAGUUAGGUGUUGACAACAAGAUCCAAGGUUGAUGCAUAUUACAUAAUAUAGACCCA